This is a messenger RNA of Poecilia reticulata (guppy), 2703 nucleotides long. RefSeq names its product putative polypeptide N-acetylgalactosaminyltransferase 8. Gene Ontology annotation, cellular component: Golgi apparatus. Gene Ontology annotation, biological process: protein O-linked glycosylation. NCBI's taxonomy places the organism in Eukaryota, Metazoa, Chordata, Actinopteri, Cyprinodontiformes, Poeciliidae. The record is from RefSeq and is a predicted model, not a curated record. Gene Ontology annotation, molecular function: polypeptide N-acetylgalactosaminyltransferase activity.
CACUCCCAGUCCAAAGCAGCAGCGGGUACCUGCAGAACCUGUUGGUGCAGGAAGCUCGUAGAUUUUAAUCGGUGCUGCAGGCUGGCUGCUUCCAGUCUCGGUUCGGUUCGGCUCCAUCAUGAGAGCGGUGUCCUUCAAGCGGCCGGUGCUGAUCGCGGGGUGCGUGGGGCUCCUGCUUUACCUGGGGAUGUUCCUGCGGACCGGGCAUGAAGCCAGGGAGAGGACCGGCAGGCAGCUGGACCCGGACCCGGACCCGGACCCGAACCCGAACCGGGCCGUCAGGAGCUUCUCCGACCUGGAGCGAAGCCUCAACAACCUCACCAAGAUCCUGAGAGGAUUUGAGCGCAGACAGGAUGUGAUGCAGAAGAUCCUGGAGGAGGAUCGAAACUCUCAGAGGAAGGUUGCAGACGUCCUGCAGCAGGCCCUGCAGAUCGGGGCGGGCCAGAAGGAGCCGAAGGAGCAGCACCAAGACGCUGCCGCCCCGCAGAAAAAGUCCAACAAACUGUUCCCCAACUCGCCCCUCUUCAAGGACUGGGGGGAGAAUCUGUCCGAGGACGAGCAAAAAGAAGCCCAGGCACUUUUUGAGAAGUAUGGAUACAACGUUUUCCUGAGCGAUCGCCUCCCUCUGGACAGACCGCUGCCCGAUACCAGAGAAAAAGGGUGUUUGAAGAGGACGUAUGAGAAGGACCUGCCGACGGUGGGAGUGGUGCUGAUCUACCUGAACGAGGCCUUGUCCAUCCUGAAGAGGGCGCUACGCAGCAUCAUCGACCGCACGCCCAAACACCUGCUGAAGGAGAUCAUCAUGGUGGACGACAACAGCUCCAACGAAAACCUGAAAGGCGAGCUGGAUGCGUACGUUAAGUCGCUGGAGGAGGAGAACCCGGGCCUGCAGAUCACCAGGGUGAGGCACACGGAGCAGAAAGGCCUGGCGUUCGCCAGAGCGUCCGGCUGGAGGGCGGCCACCGCCGACGUGGUGGCCAUCUUGGACGCUCACAUCGAAGUCCAUGAGCUGUGGGCCGAACCGCUGCUGACGCAGAUCAAAGCCGACCGGACCACGGUGGUUUCGCCCGUCUUCGACAGGGUGAACUUCGACGACCUGAAGGUCAUCCACUACCUCCCUGCUGCGCACGCGUUCGACUGGGCGCUGUGGUGCAUGUAUGAGGGCUUCGCCCCCGACUACUACAAGCACAACGACAGCUCCCGGCCCGGAAAGAGUCCGUCGGUCAUGGGGAUCCUGGUGGCCGACAGGAAGUUUCUGGGAGAAAUCGGAGUCCUCGAUGAAGGAAUGAAGGUUUAUGGUGGCGAAAACGUCGAGCUUGGAAUUCGUGUCUGGACAUGUGGCGGCAGCAUCGAGGUCGUUCCCUGCUCAAAGAUCGCUCACAUCGAGCGUUUCCACAAGCCCUACAUGCCGGACCUGACGCCCGCCAUGAAGAGGAACGCCCUGCGGGUCGCCGAGAUCUGGAUGGACGAAUACAAACACAACAUCAACCUGGCCUGGAAUAUUCCCUUCGAGAACCACGGCAUCGACAUCGGAGACGUUUCUGAGCGGAAGAAACUGAGAGAACGACUGAACUGCAAACCGUUCAAAUGGUACCUGGACAACAUUUACCCCAAGCUGGACCCCUGGGACAACCUGCUGGCUUACGGCGCGCUGAAGAACCUGGACUCUGAGCUGUGCAUUGACCAAGGUCCAGUCCCCGGCGACACGCCCAUUUCCUACGACUGCCAUUACUACGGACCGCAGAUGGCUUAUUACCGGGGAACCGGUGAGGUGUACAUCGGCGGCAUCAAGUCCCACAAGUACAACGACAACCGCUGUCUGACUGACAGAGGGGAGAAGAAAACCACGCCGGGUCUGUUCAACUGCAAAGAGGCCAUGCAGAAAGGAAUGGGGAUAUACUGGGACUUCACCCAGGGAAAAGAGCUGAAGAACCGUCAGACGAAGCGAUGCCUGGAAAUGGUGAACAGGGUUCUGGUGAUCCAGGAAUGCACCGGCCAGCGGUGGAAGAUCCAGAACCUCAUUAAAGACUUUUAAACCAACCUUUCUGCUCAAAGGCCAACGGGUCGUUAGAGCUCUAUGCAUAAAAUGUUAAAAAAAUUGAUUUAUUUUACUGGAUAUGAAAUGGAAUCAUUUUGUAAAUUAGAUGAAGGGGAGAUUAAAUAUUUAUUUUGUUUUCAUAUCGAUAAUGUGAAUGUUGGUGCAUAUAAAAACCAACAAAUGUCCAUUUGCAGCCUCUCUGGAGCUUUUCUUCCUCUAACAGCUGGUUUUUAAAGCUGCUGUGGUUUCAGCUGGUUUCACCUUUUUAAAGGAGAAUCCGCCAUUUUCAGCUCUGAGCGACGAAUGAAAGACUUCUGUUACAAAAUGCUGUUAAAAAGAAAAAACAACAAAUGCUGUUUGGAGAAGUUAAAGGUGGAAAAGUUUGUGCUUUAUUACCUGAGAAGAUGUUGAUGAAUAAGAAAUCUGGCAUUUUGUUUCAGAUAACCUUCACUACUAUGAGAAAUUUAAUUUGGGUUUAUUUUUAUAGAAGCUGACCAGGAACAUUUAAAUGUAUAGAAAAUAUGUUAAAUUUAAAAAGUGUAACGUUGUUUACAUGGUUCUAUUAGUUUUGGGGUUUUCUUGUCGUGCCGAUAGGACGGCACAGUGUGGCUGCAGCUGCGGUUCAAAUAUGUUUUAGUUCUGUGAAAAUAAAACUUUAAAAGUGA